AUGGUUUCAAGUCAAAAGCUUAAGAGGCAUUAAACUAGCAGAUUUAAGAUGGAGGCUAAAACUAUUGAUAGUCAUUUGAUAAUAAAGACAAAUCUAUUCCUUAAUUAAUGCCUCUGUAUGCUGGCUAGCUCAAUCUAAAAGAUGACAUUAAAUUAGGGUAAAUUUAGAACACAUUAAUAUCUUAGAUGGAGACCUGCUCAUCCAAUUAGUAAUGAAGUACCUGCAAGUUUUACGAUUGAGGAGUUCGAAUUAACGAUGAAAUAAAGGCAAUAUGGACAUUUAAUUUACAAAUUUCCAGUUUUCAAAAAUUCUCAAAGUUUGAUUAAUUCUAUGAUGGGGACAAAACCCUUUAAUUCUCAUUUCAAGUAUCAUAUCAAACCUCCUAUCAAUAAUAUAUACUAUGACUCUCAUCCACUGGAAUUUACAAGUGAAUUUGAGAGCGGAAACUUAGAUAAAGUAAUUAGAGCAAUGAGAAUUAGAGCCACUUCUUAGAGAGAUUACUUGAUGUAAAUUACGUCUGAAGAGUUUACCAAGAAUAAAUAGAUUUGGCAUGAGGUGGGAUAUGACUACAAAUAAGGAAAAACUAACUUAUUCAAAUAUAACUAUUACGACUACUUUCAGUAUAGCAGCUCAACAUUACUUAGUUUGCUCUUGCCUAGCCCUACACCUACUCGGAUUUAUUACUUAAAGAUUGAGAAACUUGCUACCUAGAUAUCAGGAAUCAAGAUCCCAAUAUUAACAAUUACUGAUAGAAAAGAGGAAUUGAGAGAUAAAAAGCUUAUUGUUAUCACUGCCAGAACAAAUCCAGGAGAUCCUUAAAGUUCAUUUGUGAUGGAAGGGAUAAUAAAUUUCUUAACAUAGCAGAAGGGUUAUGAGCAAUUUGAAGAUUAAGCCGUCUAUCUAAGGAAAAAAUUCAUUUUCAGAAUUAUUCCUAUGGUAAAUGCUGAAGGUGUGAUUAUUGGGAAUAAUAAGACAUCACUUUCUGGGAAUGAGUUAGAUUUGCUAUUUGAUGAGCCUGAUAAGUUUGCUCACCCUGAAAUUUAUAAUUUGAGAGAGUUGCUCGCUAAGGUGAUCGAUUAUUAAGAUCUUGAGCCGUUUUUGUAUCUGAGCAUGACUUCACAUUUCAAUAAAAAGAAUUUCUUCUUCCAUUCGAAUUACUUUCAACUUCAUGAGAAAAACUAUCAAAGAAAAGGCAAGCAGAGAGUGGUUAUGUGGAAGGAAUUCGGAUUCCUCUACAGCUAUCAAUUGAUGACAAGCUGUUUCGGCUAUAGAGGCUCUAAUAAGCAAAAUCUUGCUUUUGGCAUACUAGAUUUUUUAAAAAUGGGAGAGAUUAUUGCUAGAGCAAUUUAGGAAUUAUCAGUAUUUGAUGAAAAUUAAGAAUAUAAGAAGAACUUUUUAUUUGAUUAAAUGCAAGCCAAGCUACUUGUUAGAGAGGCCAAAAAGGUUAAAGUUUCAAGAGAAAUUAUCACAGAGAUUAAAAGAUUCGACAAAUUUAAAGAAAUCGCUGAGCAUAAAGAUACUUAGUAGCACUCAGCGAGAGGACCUGAGAGGUAAACAUCACUGAUUGACUUUAAUAAAAUUCAAGCAAUCAAACUGAUGAGAGCUCCAAAGAGCUUUUCAAUGAGCUUCAAAGAAUUAAAGCCAAGGAACUAAAUCUUAAAAAUCAAUCAAUCUUCAAUAAGAACUCCUAAGGAUUCUAGGGAAAAUUCUCCAGAAACAAAUAAAAACUCAUUUAUUGACGACAAACCUAGAAAGCGAUUCUUGCUUUUAAAUCAUGUUACGAUGUUGAGUAUGGAUUAGAUUUCCUAAGAAUUUGAAGAGUUUGACUAAAAUCUUAAAGAAGAUAACGAGUAAGAGUAGGAAAAGAAUCAAUUUGAUGAGCUAGACGGAAUACACUUGCUUAAGCUUCGAAGAGUCAUUAUCAAUAAAACGAUACCGAACUCUCCUGAAAAAAAUUUAGUGCUCAAAUUUAUAGAUAAUUAAAUCAAGAAAAUGAGACAGUCAAUUUCUCAUAGCUUGAUUUCAGAAUCUCCUGAUAAGAGAAAAAGUUCCUCAAAUACAAAAAGAUCCCAAAAAUAGGCUCACUAUCAUUAUCAUUGCAAAUACAGUCAUGAUGAAUUAACAAGAAAACUUGACAAGACUUCAAAUAUAUCACCUUAAGUAAAAUUGGUCGAAAAACUUUAGAUUAAACUUUAAGGCAAGGUACCUAAUCCAAAACCUUUUGAGUUAAAUGUGAUUAAAGCAGCUCAAUCUUCAAAUAGAAAGUCAAAAAAAAUAAUUGAAAUAGAGAGGACAAGAAACGAUUUGCUUAGAACUAUAAAUGACACCAGUGAAUAAGAAUUAACAGCUGACUUCAAUAAUUAAAUAGUAGAAGAAGAUAAUUUCUCAAGGGAAAGCACAGAUAGAAAUUAAGCAAUUCCGAUCCCAACUGCAACUAUUAUGGGGGGUGAAAGAAGUGUAGAUGAAAUAACUAUGAAAUAUGAUAGUAUUACUCCUGAUAUUGGAGUAUAAAAGCAUGAUACUUAAGAAUCUGAGAAAAAAAUAUAAUAAGAAGACUAGGGUUUAUAAGUAUAAAUGACAAACAGUGAGUAUUACACUAUAUCCAUAAAUAGCACUAAUCAAAAGAACAAUUAAAUCGGAUUUCCAUUUUAAAUUCCAAAGAAAAAAGAUUUGUACCAGAAAUAUCACGCUUAAGAUUAAUAAAGUUCUUCUAAUACUAGUAUUGGAGGUGUAGUAAUGGGCUUAACAUUGGCCCAAAGUCCAUAAAGAUAUUCAAGAAGAUAAAUUCGUCAUAAUUCAGAAAAGUAGGAGAAAGAUCUAGUUCAUGUGAUGAAUGUUUAAAAAAUUAGUCCUAAAAAAAACUCAAUAAAAAUCAAUACAUAGAUGACAAUGAAAUCAAACUUUCUAACUCAAAACCUUAGAAAACCUCCUUUGCAACAAACGUUUUAGGAUAAAGUUCUCAGAGACAACCCAUCUUUUAUAAGCAAUAAAAAACUAUAAUAAAAUAGUCAAGACCCUAAAUCCAAGACUAUGGAAAUGAACAAAAAUGCUGUUUAAUCUGACUAUUUCGCAAAUAUUAUAAAAAACACCUAACUACCAAAUUUAAUCUAAGCUAUGAAUGUUAAAGGAUCAAGACCAAAUUCUAAAUAGAAUAGAGUAGCAGUAGAUCAAUAUAUUAAAAAGUAUGAGAAAAGGCAUAAUAGUUACGAUUAGUACUAGGCAAAAGACUUAUUUCCAUCUAUAAACAUGAUCCAUUCUUCAAGUUAGUAUAAAAUUGAUCCAAUAAUUCGAGAUGUUUCUGCUAUGAAAGUCUCAAGAGGAUUAUCUCCUUAUCAUGAAAGUUAGUAGAGCUAUCAAAGCUCUGAAUUUGCACACUAAAUAAACUAGAUUAAUUAUAUCACACCUUCAUAAGAUGAUUUUACUAAGAUAAACUCAAUAAAUGCUUUUGAACAAGCAGAAAACCAAAAUAGAAUUGAAAUGGAGGCGAAGAAUUCAUUGGAAGAAUAAGAUGCAUAAUAUAAAACCCUUCCAGAUUCUCAUUAUACAGGCUUGUCCCAGUCAUAAUCAUAAAAGAUUCCAAUUAAUCUACUUACUACUGAAAAUUUAAUGCAAGUAUUUGCUAAGAAAUUGGUCAAACUUAAUAGUUAGCAGUCAAAGAGUAAAACAUAAAAACCAAAAGAGACAUCAUUUCAACAAUAUUUAAGAUAGAAAAAAGACGUUAAAGUUCUGAUGUGGCUUAACAAAUAAAUAAAAUAUAAAAGACCAACUCCUAAUAUAUAAACAUUUAUUUGA
This is a messenger RNA of Stylonychia lemnae, 3792 nucleotides long. The record is from the annotation of a GenBank genome assembly. NCBI's taxonomy places the organism in Eukaryota, Ciliophora, Spirotrichea, Sporadotrichida, Oxytrichidae.